AUGGACAGUGCAGCAUCGCCUCCGACGGCGGACGAGCCAGCGACAUCGUCUGCUCUUCGGUUAUCAGUCGACCCCGAUGGUACUGGAUUGAAAUCACGACCGGCAUCGCCGCAGCUCACCCAAAGCACCCCAGUGCAGUUACGACCAGCUGGCGAGAUUCUUAGUGAAUUCGACCCCCUCGCGAACUCUGUGGAAAAGGAGGCGCGAGAAGCCUGGGGGGAUGCUGAAGGUCACCCGCCGCCGUCGCCGUCGCCAUCGCCGCCACCGGAAACGCCAGAACGACCCCCCAGCCCGCCAUCAAAGAGUAAGGACGCUACUACUAAUGCCCCACCAGCAACACCUCUUCCCCCUUCAAGCUUGAAUAUAUCCGCGUUUCCAUCGUUAUCCGCUUUAGCUCGAACCUUCUCAAUACCGACCCCACUGCGGCCGCGUCCCCUCUCCAUGGAUUCAGCGAAACCAGUGCCGUCUCCGGGAACACUGUCAUCAUUCGCGGCGCAGCAAGAGUCUACUCGAUCGUCAACAGACCAGGGUGAUAGGCGUGAAGCAGAUGAGAACGCCGCGUCUGCCUACAACACCGCAAAUGCACCGGCAAGCUCAAACGAUAGUACCGCGACGCCAAGCGCGGCAACUAGCACUGACGCAGCUUCAUUUGACUUCCAGAAGUUCCUCGAUCAGAUGAAAUCGAGGAGCGCCGAGCCCGUUGCUAAGUACCUCCGUUCAUUUCUGAGCAAUUUCGCGAAGAGGACGUUCACGAUUGGAGACCAGGUCAAGAUCAUAAAUGAUUUCCUCAAUUUUAUAUCCAUCCGCAUGAGAGAGGUCGAUGCAUGGAAGACUACCUCAGAUGUAGAGUUUGAUUAUGCUAUGGAAGGAAUGGAAAAACUCGUCAUGAAUCGGCUCUACGAGUUCACCUUCACGCCCCAAGUCGCCCGCGCAGUGCCCCCUCGUCCAAUAACAUCAGACGAUCUGGAAAAGGAUAGAAUCCUUUCCCAACGGAUAGGACUUUUCGGCUGGAUAGAGGAGAAACAUCUCGAUAUACCCGUUGGGGAAGGGAGCAAAGGUUUCUUGAUGUUUGCUCAACAAGGCAUGCUAUUCAUCUACAACGUGCUCUACGAUCACUUAUCACCCUUUCUAGAACUGCUGAAGAUAAACCACUAUAAGGCCCCGCGUGAUAAGCUUAUAUGUAUCCUGAACUGCUGCAAAGUCAUAUUCGGGCUGAUACGGCACUUACGCAAAGAAGAGGGAGCUGACUCGUUUGUGCCGAUUCUGAUCUUUGUCGUUCUGAAAGCCAAUCCCGACCAUCUGAUAUCCAACGUUGAAUUUAUUAACCGGUUCCGAAACCCUGCGAAGUUGCAAAGCGAAGCGGGGUACUACCUUUCUAGCUUGAUGGGCGCCGUCUCCUUCAUUGAAACCAUGGACCACACAUCAUUAUCAAAUAUCACUCAGGAAGAAUUUGAACAGAAUGUUGAAGAAGCCAUCCAGUCUCUACCCCCUUCCCAUCCACAUUCACCUCCUAUGACUCCGUCUAGCGCCUCCAUCCCAAGCUCGACACCGAAAUUCUUAGGACCUCAAUCACCUCACAAUCGCGAAGAAUCUGCCCAACCCCUCUCAUUACCUACUCCUACUAUCCCGGCUUUGCCAGGUCAAACCAUACUAUCUGAUGAUGCUCGACGUCUCCUCCAGAAGACGGGUGAUACAAUAUCAAAGCCUCUAAACGCCAUCGGUCGAAUAUUCAGCGAGGCCUUGGACGGCGCGGAAAGCAAACUGACGUACCUCCCCGGUCCUUUCGCUCCAUUCGAACUCGGUCGCGAACGGGAUGGACAAGCGCAACAGCCCCACUGGUCACAUCCUGACCAAAUAUCGCAACACUCGCACGGUCCUUCAAGGCAGUUCCCGCAAACACCUAUUAGUAACUCAGAUCCGCACAUGGCGCCAAUACAGACACCGUAUAAACCUCGCGUUCGGAAGACGCCUUCGCCAUAUCAUUCCACUUCCAACUCUCCUGACCGAUCACCAAGGCUUGGGUACGCUUCCUCGCCUGAAGAGACGCCCACUCGAUAUGGAAAUAGUGGAAAUGCGCCAUAUACAAAUUCGCCGUUAGCAUUAGGUCCUUCGCAAGCCAUCCUCCCGCCUCGUGUACAAUCUCUGGCCCAGCAAGAGUUCGGUACAUCACUCGGGCCAAAUUCAGAGGGGGCGCAUCUAUCACGAACGCCUACCCCUGCUCUUGAUCUAUCGGCCGUCCAGGAACAGAUUGAUAACGCACACGAACAAGCUGCGGCGGCGUCAAAAUCGACGCUUGUCCAGAUCUUUCCCACUGUUGAUACAGAAGUCGUGCAGUGGGUCCUGGAAGCCAAUGACGGCGACCUUGGUAAGAGCAUAGAGGCCCUCUUGGAAAUGAGUAGCGGGGCAUGA
Molecule: messenger RNA, 2409 nt
Organism: Pleurotus ostreatus (oyster mushroom)
Lineage: Eukaryota; Fungi; Basidiomycota; Agaricomycetes; Agaricales; Pleurotaceae
Exons: 9
Coding region: 1-2409 (802 amino acids)
Biological process (GO): vesicle-mediated transport
Cellular component (GO): endocytic vesicle; cytosol
Molecular function (GO): ubiquitin binding; guanyl-nucleotide exchange factor activity; small GTPase binding
Source: RefSeq, a predicted model, not a curated record